Penicillium cinerascens is the source of this 1746-nucleotide messenger RNA. RefSeq lists its product as uncharacterized. Gene Ontology annotation, biological process: xanthine transport; transmembrane transport. The coding region runs from base 1 to 1746 and encodes 581 amino acids. The transcript is spliced from 4 exons. The record is from RefSeq and is a predicted model, not a curated record. Gene Ontology annotation, molecular function: xanthine transmembrane transporter activity. Lineage: Eukaryota; Fungi; Ascomycota; Eurotiomycetes; Eurotiales; Aspergillaceae. Gene Ontology annotation, cellular component: fungal-type vacuole; membrane.
AUGGAUGAUCAACGGAGAUCGCCGGAGAAAGCGAACGCACAUCUGCCGGUCACUGCUUCUUUUGAUUCAAGCGACAGAAGAUCUCACAUCAUUCAAGUCGCGCCCAUCGCCGAAACCCGAUGGCAAUACCUUCGUCGGUACUUUACAACGAGAGAGGGAUGGAUCGGAGACUAUGACUAUCGGUACCUUGUGACACCGAACAUCUGGCCCUUGAACAAGGCGUACAAGAAUUAUGAGGCACCAUUCUAUGGGUUGAAUGAUGAAGUGCCAAUUUUCCUAACGAUCAUCCUGGGCCUGCAACACGCCUUGACUAUGAUCGGAUCCGUAGUGUCACCACCACUGGCGGUUGCAAGCGGCGCAUUCAAUCUCUCAGCGGAGCAAAGCCAGUACCUUGUAUCGGCGGCAUUCAUCACCACGGGAAUUGCAACAGCUUUGCAGGUGACCCGAGUCCACCUGGCAAAGACGCCCUUCUUUAUCGGUACUGGGCUUCUGUCUGUGGUUGGGCCAACCUUUGACAUUCUGGCAAUUGCAUUUAGCUAUGCGGACAUGCGAUAUGCGAACGGAUCUUGUCCUACAUCUUCUGAUGGAUCCAAAUUGCCGUGUCCGGACGCGUGGGGUGCCAUGCUAGGUACGAUACUUUGCACCGUUUGGAUUCAGAUCUUGCUAUCUUUUGUACCACCAAGGACCCUGAACAGAAUCUUCCCGAAGAUUGUGACUGGCACACUUCUUCUGCUCGUCGGGGUAUACUUGAUCUCCAGUGGAAUGGAGAAUUGGGGAGGUAGUUCGAACUGCAACGGCGGCGCGGGUUUUUAUGCUCUCUGCCCCGAUACUGCAGCCCCAAAGCCACUACCCUGGGGAAACCCGAAGCUCAUCGGUCUUGGAUUCAGCGUGUUUGUGACAAUCAUCAUCGUCGAGCUUUUCGGAUCACCCCUCAUGCGUUCCGCAUCCGUGGUCUUUGGGCUGGCAGUUGGAUGCGCGAUAUCCGGGGCAACAGGAUAUUGGUCGCGUGAUAAUAUCGAUGCAGCCCCGGUUGCAACCUUUCUCUGGGUCGAAACAUUCAAACUAUCGGUGGACGGAGCCCUGGCUCUGCCGCUUCUCAUCCUCUUCAUCUGCGAGGCAGUGAGCUGUAUGCCAGAUAUUCUGGCUACGGCCGAAGUCUCGGGCUUGGAAAUUGAUGGAAUCGAAUUCAAUAGUCGGAUCCAAGGUGGUAUCCUGUGCGAUGGCAUUGGGAGUCUGAUCAGUGCUUUGGGUACGGGUAUGCCCAUGGUGAGCCAGGCCGCAAACAACGGCGUAAUCUCUCUCACCGGAUGCGCUAGCCGGAGAGCAGGAUGGUGCGCUUCGGGAUUUUUGAUUCUCAUGGGAAUCUUCGGGAAGUUCGGGGCAGUCUUCGGCUCCAUGCCCCCGUCCGUGCUCGGAGGAAUGCAAGUUUUCCUUUACAGCACAAUCGUCGUCGCAGGGAUCAAAGUUCUCAGCCUGGUUGAGUUCACGAGACGCAACCGCUUCAUUCUGACAACCGCAUUGGGCAUUGGCUUUAUUGACAUCGUAUCUCCCGAAUGGUUUGCCCAGAUCUUGGCCUACAGCGGCUCCAAUGUGCGACUGCAAGGCUUUGAGCAGGGUAUCAAUUUGGUAGUAGAGACACCUUUUAUUAUUGCCGCCGUUGUCGGAGUCAUUAUGAAUUUGAUUCUUCCGUACGAAGGAAGCAAUAAGGUGGAGGCAUAUGAGGGGCAACCGGCGCUCCCCACCUAG